Molecule: messenger RNA, 3063 nt
Organism: Salmo salar (Atlantic salmon)
Lineage: Eukaryota; Metazoa; Chordata; Actinopteri; Salmoniformes; Salmonidae
Gene: p5cs
Product: Delta-1-pyrroline-5-carboxylate synthetase
Cellular component (GO): mitochondrion; cytoplasm
Molecular function (GO): glutamate 5-kinase activity; glutamate-5-semialdehyde dehydrogenase (NADP+) activity; ATP binding
Source: RefSeq, a predicted model, not a curated record
UAUCGGACAUUCAUAUUGCUAUGUACAGCCUUAACUAUGGCUCUUGGAGGAUUCUACUUUUUUUUUUAUCCGUUUGAAUCACUUUCAAUGGGGUACCUUUAUUUUGAAAGCGAACCGCUGAUUCACGGUUAUGUUGUUCACAACACAACCCACACGUUUCGGGAACACGGCCUAUGGCUGUCUGUGGAUGUGGCAUUCUGACGACGUGUCUUUACUCAGCAGUUGUCAAUUUUGCUGCAGCGGGAACCUUCGCCUUUUAUAAGUACUGACUGUUGGUCACAUUGCCAUGAUGUUGCAGAGGCUGGCCUUGUGUUCCAGUCUACGGUCCAGGAGCCUGCAAGCAAAUGUUUGCCCACGCUUUGCCAGGGCAGUGUCCCAAACCAAGUUCCCUGUCACCCAUUCUCCUGGGAAGUCAGCAGCGCACCGCAGUGAGCUCAGACAGGCCAAGCGCAUUGUGGUGAAAUUGGGCAGUGCUGUGGUGACGCGGGGAGAUGAGUGUGGCUUGGCCCUCGGGCGUCUCGCCUCCAUUGUGGAGCAGGUGGCCGUGCUGCAGAACCAAGGCAGGGAGAUGAUGAUUGUCACCAGUGGGGCUGUUGCUUUCGGAAGGCAGAGACUGAGACACGAGAUCCUGCUAUCUCAGAGCGUCAGACAAGCCUUGCACUCUGGACAGAACCAACUCAAAGAAAUGUCACUUCCAGUUCUGGAGGCCCGGGCGUGUGCAGCUGCUGGACAGAGUGGCUUGAUGGCUCUGUAUGAAGCUAUGUUCACCCAGUACAGCACCUGCACUGCACAGAUCCUGGUGACGAACCUCGACUUCCACGAUGAGCAGAAGCGUCGCAACCUGAACAGCACCCUCCACGAGCUGCUGCGCAUGAACAUAGUGCCCAUCAUCAACACCAAUGACGCAGUUGUACCGCCCCCUGUUCCAAACAGUGACCUUCAGGGGGUAAAUGUAAUACACAUCAAGGAUAACGACAGCUUGGCUGCAAGACUGGCUGUUGAAAUGAAAGCAGACCUUCUUAUUGCUCUAUCUGAUGUUGAAGGAUUGUAUGACAGCCCCCCAGGAACAGAUGACGCUAAACUCAUCGAUAUCUUCUACCCCGGAGACCAGCAGUCUAUCAGAUAUGGCUCAAAGUCCAAAGUGGGCAUUGGGGGCAUGGAGGCAAAGGUGAAGUCUGCUCUGUGGGCGCUUCAGGGUGGCACGUCGGUCGUCAUUGCCAAUGGCACAGACCCCAAAGUCACGGGCCACGUCAUCACAGACAUAGUGGAGGGAAAGAAAGUGGGCACAUUCUUCUCUGAGGUCAAGCCUGCUGGUCCCACUGUGGAGCAGCAGACAGAAAUGGCCAGGCAGGCAGGCAGGACUCUGGCCACUCUUCACCCAGAUGAGAGAGGAGAGAUAAUUUGCCGUCUGGCUGACCUGCUGACAGAGAAGAAGGAUGAGAUCCUCAGUGCCAACAAGAGAGACAUGGAGACUGCAGCAUCAUCAGGCCGUCUCUCCCAACCCCUGUUGGCAAGGUUGAGUCUGUCCACAUCGAAGCUGAACAGCCUAGCCAUAGGCCUGCGUCAGAUUGCUGUAUCAUCCAGGGACAGCGUGGGGCAGGUGCUCCGCAGGACCAGAGUUGCCAACAACCUGGAGCUCGAACAGAUCACUGUGCCCAUCGGGGUCCUGCUGGUCAUCUUUGAGUCCCGGCCCGACUGCCUUCCUCAGGUGUCAGCUCUGGCUAUUGCCAGUGGAAAUGCUCUGUUACUGAAGGGGGGAAAAGAAGCGGCCAACACCAACCGUAUCUUGCAUCAACUGACCCAGGAGGCGCUCUCUCUCCACGGGGUGAAGGAUGCUAUUCAGCUGGUGAGUACCCGUGAGGAGGUGGAGGACCUGUGUAGACUAGAUAAGAUGAUAGACCUGAUCAUCCCUCGAGGCUCAUCCCAGCUGGUCAGAGACAUCCAGAGAGCUGCCAAGGGCAUCCCUGUGCUGGGACACAGUGAGGGCAUCUGCCAUGUCUACAUCGACUCUGAGGCCUGCAUCGAAAAGGCUAUUGACAUCAUCAAAGACUCUAAAUGUGACUACCCUGCGGCCUGCAAUGCCAUGGAGACCCUACUCCUCCACAGAGAUCUACUGAGGACACCUCUGUUUGACCAGAUUAUAGACAUGCUUAGAGUGGAACAGGUCAAGAUCCAUGCUGGCCCCAGGUUUGCCUCCUACCUGACCUUUAGCCCGUCUGAGGUGAAGUCUCUGAGGACAGAGUACGGGGACCUGGAGUGCUGCAUUGAGGUGGUGGAUAGUAUGCAGGACGCCGUGGACCACAUCCACAAAUACGGCAGCUCCCACACAGAUGUUAUUGUUACAGAUAACGAGAAGACAGCUGAACAGUUCAUGCAGCAGGUGGACAGUGCCUGUGUUUUCUGGAACGCUAGCUCUCGCUUUGCUGAUGGAUACAGAUUUGGUCUUGGUGCGGAGGUUGGCAUCAGCACAGCUCGGAUCCAUGCGAGGGGCCCAGUGGGUCUGGAGGGGCUGCUGACCACCAAGUGGGUCCUCCGGGGUGAGGGGCACACAGUGGCAGAGUUCUCAGAGGCGGGCAGUAUGAAGUACCUUCAUGAGAACAUCCCUGUUCCUCAGAGAUUCCCCAGCUAGGAACCACAGUCAGUCAUAGAACCCUCCAAUACAGGAACUGUCAUGUAAAGUGGGAAGUGAGAACCUUAAAGUUCAUUUUUAUUAGUAGUGCUUAAAUUGCAACCUUAUAUAUGGAUCUGUAUGUGACUGUGGAGGUCAACAAACCACAUACAUGAAAGCAGCAGGAGGCUGUUUUGUAUCUGCUACAGUAUCGGAGCGUGUAAAGCAUUAAGAUGACUUGGAAAUGAAUGAAGAGGUGGUGAACGGUUGCACAGGAAAGCGAAUGGUCAAAGUAUACGUGUGUGUGUACGCUAUAUAUACAGAAGUAUGUGGAGACCUGUUCAAAUGAGUGGAUUCAGCUGUUUCACCCAUACCCGUUGCUGACAGGUGUAUAAAAUCGAGCACACAGCCAUGCAAUCUCCAUAGGCCAACAUUGGCAGUAGAAUGGCCUUACU